Messenger RNA from Mus musculus (house mouse), 3962 nucleotides. RefSeq names its product Nfat activating molecule with ITAM motif 1 (gene Nfam1). The coding region runs from base 168 to 962 and encodes 264 amino acids. NCBI's taxonomy places the organism in Eukaryota, Metazoa, Chordata, Mammalia, Rodentia, Muridae. Gene Ontology annotation, molecular function: transmembrane signaling receptor activity. Gene Ontology annotation, biological process: regulation of B cell differentiation; positive regulation of B cell receptor signaling pathway; positive regulation of cytokine production. Gene Ontology annotation, cellular component: membrane; plasma membrane. The record is from RefSeq and is marked validated. The transcript is spliced from 6 exons.
GGUUUCUGAGAGGAACCGCCUUGAGGAAGCAGAAGGGUGUCCAGAGGAGGAACUUAUGGGGACACAAAAGGGAACUCUAGCUGCCAGCAGGGGCCUUAGUCUGCAGUGACCUGAAGCGGAAGGAGGAACAGGCUUUGAUAAGUGUCCAGCUUGGCGCACGGUAUUCCAUGGAGAGCUGGCUUCUGCGACGUGGGGCCCGAGUGCGAUGCCUGCACCCACCCAGCUGGCUCCCAGCCUGGUGCUUCCUCUGUUUGCUGCCGGUGCCCCAGACCCUGCAGCUAACAGGAUUGGUAUCAUUGACCCAUACCAGCCUUCCUAUCAUGGUGUCCCUGGCAAACACCGAUGUGUUCUUCAGCUGCAGAAUCGAGGACUUCACAAGACUUCAAAGAGAUUUGCCUGUUAAGUUGUUUCAUACGGAUAUCCAUGGCCGGAGACGCUGGGAGAAGCAGAUUAACUGCCAACACAGACCUGGCAUGGAGAACCAUACCAGGGAUUGCAUGGUUAAACUCAGCCAGGCAAACACAUCAGCCACAGGCAUUUACUACUUCAUAGUCGAAGGAGAGGAAACAUAUCAGAGCGAUGGCGUUGUCAUUCUGGUCAGAGACACAGUGUACCAGCCACCUGCAUUCAAGGUCCAGGAGGCUCUGAUGCUUGGCUUUACCAGCCUGAUGAGCGUCCUGGGUGUGCUGGGCACAGCGCUACUGCUUUGGAAGAAGAAACAGAUAUCAGUUCUGGGCAAGCACACUGCUAAGACUUGUUCUGGUCUCAAAUCCACCGUCGGAACCACAAAGCCUCCAGCAGAAUCUGUCUACACGUCCCUACAGCGUCGAGAGACGGAGGUCUACGCCUGUAUGAAGGAAGAGACUGGAAGCCCUGUCUUCAGCCAAAGCCCAGCCACCAAGGAGAAGCUGAAUAGAUUUGAGGAUGACAACGAAUUUAACCUUGUCUAUGAAAAUCUCUAGAAAUUCUACAGGCUCCGAGACUUGUCUUGAAUUAGGACCCCAGAGCCACAGCUCUUGUCUAAGGACCUGCUUUGGGUCAGGAGUAGGGCCUUCAGGACAGGCCAUCAUCACCUUACCUGCACAGCAGGGCUUUCCCCAUCUUGGCCUGGUCUGCUCUCACAUUCUGCAUCCCAGCCUGAACUGUUAAUGUCUCUGGGAUUUUGCCCAGGCUGUUUCUUCCAUCAGGAAAGCCAUUCCUCCCCUGGCCAUUUCUCCAUGGACAAAGUGGUCCUCAGUCCCACGGGGCUCUUGUGGAUCGCAUCUCUUUCCUCUUCACCCCUUACUGCCACCCCUGCAGAGCUGUGUAUGUGGCUGUCGUGGCAUCGGCCUCCCAAUUUGGUCCCCAGGCAGACGUGGUCCUGUGAGGACAUAGCAGGACCCCUGUUAGGGCUCUGCCUGGCCACUGAGUCACUCCAGCUCCUCGGCUAGCCCAGAAGCUUGUACAGGGUGGGCACAUGCUGAGUGGACUGGCUAAGGAGAGAUGAAGAAUGGGCAUCAAAGAACUGCACCAAAGCUGACUGGCCCAGGGCCAGAUAUGGAGGCUGCGGAUAUGGCAAGCAGAGAUGAACCAGGACCAGGAGCAGGGAGGUUCCAUACAUGCUGGUGAGAGAGGAGAAUCUCGGAGCGCCCCUCCCCCAACGAGAACCCUGAGCUAGUUUCCAACAUCAGCAUGUGUGGGCACACACCUCACCGUGCCUCACCCUAAGCUCUACAGGCCUCUCUGUUCCUUAUUCUACUCUUAGACCCAGUUCCCCCAGUUCCUCUUUGUGGCCUACUCUGACCCCACCACCUGCAGCUUCAUGUUCUUUUCCUCUGUCUUUAUUAAUUUGCUUUUGGCCCAUCUCGCCUCCCCUGAAGACAGAGAGCAGCCUAGCUGUCUUUCCUCAGUGGUUCAGCUGUGUGGCUUGCUGCUGGGCCACCCCUGGGUAAGUGGGCGAGUCUCUGUGCUGGAGAAACUUGAGCCAGGGUGGACCAAAGCUUCCCAAUGCCUCUCAGCCUUUCUGGCCUUCCAGGAACUCAUUCAGGGGACCCCUCAUUCACUCUCCAGACACCCCUAUAAGGAAGCUGUCUCCUUGGAAGACAGGGACUGAAGGGCUCCUCUCCUACCCUACUCCCCCUCCUCUUAGCCUGCCUUUCCUUCAGCUUUCCCAGAGCUUCCAAUUUAGCUGUGGAAGAUAGGCCGAUCUACCUCCCCAUCCCAGGCUGCUUCCAAAGUUCCUGAGAUGUUCUCAUACCAAAAUCCGCAUGCACGCAAGGAAUACGGAGGUGUCCACGAGCAGACACACCUAGCCUGGCCCAAGCAGUGUUGAGCAGCAGAGGGGUGCAGAGGAAGGCACAGAUGCUUCAGGACAUGAAGUUCAGAAGCUCCUGUGUCCUUGGACAGUGGCGCCAGGCUUUUCUGGGCCCAGUGGGUGGCUUGUCACCUACAAACCUAGUUCCAGGCUCUCCUCUCGAACAUCCAACAAUCAGAGCUCCUCAGAGGCUGCCAGGAUGAAUGAAGGCCGAGCUCCUGGAGGCUGGCUUGAUGAAUUCCAGGGCUGUGAGGACGGGGAACUGUUUGGCACAGAGCUGCCUCCAGGCUCCUGGCUCCAGCGGUCUGAGAUGAAGCUUAGCGCUUAGUGCGCACUGGGGUGAAAGCCUUAACCAGCAAGAACUUGCCGUUUCCUCUCCUACCUCCUGAGCUUUACAUUCGGUCUCUGGAUGACCUGGCUGGGACUGAGGUUUCUUUUAACCCUUUUCAGGGGAGUGAGGGAAGCCAGAUGGGACUUCAUAUUGUGCCCUGGCUCAGGACGAAGGACCCAGGUCUCCCAGCAGCCAUCCCGUUUGUUCCCACUGCCUCUUCCCUACAAAGCAGCUGGAGGAACCUGAUAAAACAUGCAUUGUUUUGUCCCUUUCCCAUGAAAAUGCCUUCCGUAGUUUCUACUUUACUUGGAAUAAAAUCUCAGCUCCUUGCUGUGGCCUAGGAGACCCAGGAAGACUGACCCAUUGCCUGCCCUGGAGACACAGACAAUGCCAGAGUGGUGGCUGCUGAGUGGUGGGGGUAAAGAUGCGCAGUGGGGAGGCCAGAGGUUACCCAGGGCUCUGGUGAUCAAGAAGAGAGACUGGGAAGGAAAAGAGGAAGAGAAGGACAGUUUGGGGUGAAGGGUGGGCUAAAAGAAGGGUUUCCAUAUUAGGGAAGGUAGGGAAGAAUAUUUUAGGGCUCUCAGUAGUCAACAAAGAAGACUGAGCACCCAGUACACCCCCCAGCCCUGAGAGCCUGCAGAGGGGAACUGAUGCAAGGAUGAGGGGUGCAGAUGGCAGUGACAAGAAGGGACCCCCGAAUAUGAACCCCUUGGGGAGAGGCUCUGAGUGGGAAGGAAGAGGAGAGGCAGGCUGGGUGGCCAUAGGACCUCCCUUAAGAGGUCCACUUCCUAGCAGCAGCUCAGACUUGACUAAGUGUCACUGCCUGCUUGCCUUAGCCUAAGUUUCCAGCCACAACCCAGACCACUCAGAGUAUUGUAGUACAGGCUGGUGCGGAGGUCCCUGAGCCCUGCUGAGGGUCAGUCGAUGAGUGCGUGUUUCUUUGAGAAUCAAACUGCUAGAGCAAUGGGCAAAGCCUGCAGAGAGAGAGAGAGAGAGAGAGAGAGAGAGAGAGAGAGAGAUUUCCUUAGAAAAACAAAAGUAUUAACAGUUGUGUAGCAGCUUAGUCUUCUUGUGGGGACUCCUAACAACUGGAGCAGGGGCUGUCUCUGACCCUAUUACCUGCCUUUGGGAUCCAUUCCCCCUCCUGCAUCGUCCAACAUUAGUAGAAGAGGAGGUGCCUAGUCUUACUGCAACUUGAUAUGCCAUGGCUGGUUGAUAUCCAUCAAGGCCUGCCCUUCUCUGAAGAGAAACAGAGGAGGAGUGGAGGAGGGAGGAGGGGUGUGGAGGAGGGACUGGGAGGAGAGGAGGGAGGGGAAACUACAGUCAGGAUGUAAAAUG